GAAGUGAUGGAUACGUCCUUAAGCGUCACCGCUUCUUUCCAGGCCGGCAUCCUUCGAGCCUUGUCUCGGGCCCCCGAGCUGGGGCUGAGAAGCCCUCUCCCGCCGGGGCUCCGUUGGCACAGGAAGCACAUCUCCUCCAGGCGGGUGGGCAGCCUGGGUCCCGGCGCCCAGAAGGAGCUGGCCACCCCCGCCACCCAGGGCCCACCCACGGGCGACAAGUUCCUCCUGAUUUACCGGUUCCCGGGCAUCAAGCUGUGCGGGUCCCUGUCCCGGCUGAAGGUGCUGCAGACGGCCGUGACGGUCCUGCUGCUGCCACCCGGCAUCUACCUGUACUCCCGGGGCCUGCUGCCGCCGCAGGCCCUGGCCCUGCUGGGCGGGGGCACCAGCUUCGCCCUGGCCAUGCUCUGCUGGAUCAGCUUCUUCCUGCGCCGCCUCGUGGGGCUCAUGUACGUGAACGAGGCGGGCACCGUGCUGCGGGUGGCACACCUCACCUUCUGGGGCCGGCGGCGCGACACCCUCUGCCCCGUGGCCAGCGUGGUGCCCCUGUCCGAAGGCCGGGACCGGCCCCGCGACCUGUUUGUGCGGCUCCAGCGCUACGACGGCGGGCAGACCUUCUACUUCACCCUGCGCUUCGGCCGCGUCUUGGACCGCCGGCGCUUCGGCCGGGUCUUCGGCCCGUUGGACCGGGGCCCGCAGUGACGCGCCGGCCCCGCGGCGGGAGCCGGAGACUUUGGCCUCCUAGCGCGUCUCACCCCUAGACGGUCUGACUGUAGACCGGGAUCCAGCUGUCGACCCGAUGGCCUCUCACCGGACCUUGGAGAAAGACUGUAAUACUAGUAAUAAUCGUGACUGGAUCUGUUUAGCACCCACUGUGGGUCAAGCACCAUUCUGAGCACUGGGGAAGAUACAAAUUAAUCAGGGUGGACACAAUCCAUAUCUCCCAAUGGGCU
Tachyglossus aculeatus (Australian echidna) is the source of this 950-nucleotide messenger RNA. It is a transcript of the gene TMEM186, whose product is annotated as transmembrane protein 186. Gene Ontology annotation, cellular component: mitochondrion. The transcript has a single exon. Lineage: Eukaryota; Metazoa; Chordata; Mammalia; Monotremata; Tachyglossidae. The record is from RefSeq and is a predicted model, not a curated record. Bases 7 to 699 code for a protein of 230 amino acids.